GCACACUUUACUAAUUUAACUUCCCAAAAAGCCAAAAAAUGGCGGUGAGAGUCUGAGAGAGAGUUGCUGCAAAAAACAUUGAAGACUAUAGUGUGUGCGGGACCCUUCUUUAUAAUGGGUUCCUCUUUCUCGUUGCAGUGUCCCGGUCGUAGUAGAGUCAUGAGUUAUGACCUCUUAACAUUCAGCUGUACCAUUCAAAAAAAGAAAAAAAGUUUGUCAUAUUUGAUAAGUAAGGAACAGAGUGUGAAAUGAGAAUCGAGUAAAAAAGCAAAGCAGUGUAAAGUGUAAACCAAAGUAAAGACUAAAGAGGCUCACAGUCACUUGACUGGGAAUAUUUCUUUUCAGGAAGAGGAAGACGAAGAGGUUUCAUUAGCAUUUAGCAUUAAGCAUUUUUUAUGGUGAUGGAGCGUAAAGGAAGUGAGAGCCCGGUUUCUGUCAGGCAGUGGAGCAGUGAAUCUAGCUCUCUUUCUUCACGUAAUGGUGCUGCUGGCCAUGCUCGCUCCUCCUCCCUAACUCUCACCGGAAACAAUGGAAUCUCAACCGUCAAGAGGAAUCAAAAUGUUGCCGCCAAAGCCGCCGCUCAGCGCCUCGCACAGGUCAUGGCUUCCCAGACCGCCGACGACGAUGAUGACGACGACGACGACGAUCUCGGAUUUCGCUACGCUGCUCCUCCACCUCUCUCUCUAUCCAGAAAUGCCAUCAAAUCUACCAGCAACAUCACCUCCCGCACUCGUAGAUCUCCCUCUCCUGCGUUACCUCAGAAUCCUGUGGUUGUGGAAGAAGCACCAGCAUCAGCGUCGUAUCUUCGUCCGGCUCCGGCACUAUCACCGGCACCGGCACCGGCACAAUCACCUACCGUGAAUAGACCACCGCUCAGCCUCAGGACUCCUACUCUGGCCGCAGCAGCUCCAGCUCCAGCUCCAGCUCCACUCGACCCUCUCAUUCGCUCCAAUAAGUCAAAGGAUAAAAGGUUUCCGUUUGACUCCGGCCUUGUUCAACCAAAAGAUUCAGGAGGAAACCGUGAUGCUUCUGCACUUCUUGAUGAGGUUGAUAUGCUCCAGGAAGAGAAUGAAAGCAUUCUUGACAAGCUCAGAGUUGAGGAAGAGAGAUGCAAGGAAGCAGAGGCCAGAGUUAGGGAGCUUGAGAAACAGGUAGCUUCUCUUGGAGAAGGUGUAUCUUUGGAAGCUAAACUUUUGAGCAGAAAGGAAGCAGCAUUGCGCCAAAGAGAGGCUGCACUUAAAAAUGCCAAAGACUCUAAGGAUGGAAUUGGUAAGGAAAUCACAUCUCUGAAGGCUGCAGUUGAGAAUGCAAAAGUUGAAGUGGCAGCUGCUGUGAGCCAGUUAAAUGGAGCUGAAUCUGAAGUGAAAGCUCUUCGGUCAAUGACACACAGAAUGAUAUUAACUCAGAAAGAAAUGGAGGAAGUUGUUCUUAAGAGGUGUUGGCUUGCUCGGUAUUGGGGUUUAGCUGCAAAAUAUGGUAAGCUGCUGUUUGGUUUAGCUUUAUUUUUAAUUUAUUUUCUUCUGGGGAUGUGGGAUUAUGGCAUCCAUUCCUACUGUGGCAACAUCACCUCCCGCACUCGUAGAUCUCCCUCUCCUGCGUUACCUCAGAAUCCUGUGGUUGUGGAAGAAGCACCAGCAUCAGCGUCGUAUCUUCGUCCGGCUCCGGCACUAUCACCGGCACCGGCACCGGCACAAUCACCUACCGUGAAUAGACCACCGCUCAGCCUCAGGACUCCUACUCUGGCCGCAGCAGCUCCAGCUCCAGCUCCAGCUCCACUCGACCCUCUCAUUCGCUCCAAUAAGUCAAAGGAUAAAAGGUUUCCGUUUGACUCCGGCCUUGUUCAACCAAAAGAUUCAGGAGGAAACCGUGAUGCUUCUGCACUUCUUGAUGAGGUUGAUAUGCUCCAGGAAGAGAAUGAAAGCAUUCUUGACAAGCUCAGAGUUGAGGAAGAGAGAUGCAAGGAAGCAGAGGCCAGAGUUAGGGAGCUUGAGAAACAGGUAGCUUCUCUUGGAGAAGGUGUAUCUUUGGAAGCUAAACUUUUGAGCAGAAAGGAAGCAGCAUUGCGCCAAAGAGAGGCUGCACUUAAAAAUGCCAAAGACUCUAAGGAUGGAAUUGGUAAGGAAAUCACAUCUCUGAAGGCUGCAGUUGAGAAUGCAAAAGUUGAAGUGGCAGCUGCUGUGAGCCAGUUAAAUGGAGCUGAAUCUGAAGUGAAAGCUCUUCGGUCAAUGACACACAGAAUGAUAUUAACUCAGAAAGAAAUGGAGGAAGUUGUUCUUAAGAGGUGUUGGCUUGCUCGGUAUUGGGGUUUAGCUGCAAAAUAUGGCAUUUGUGCAGAUGUUGCAGUUUCAAAGUAUGAACUUUGGUCAUCAUUAGCCCCUCUUCCUUUUGAGGUUGUCCUUUCUGCAGGACAAAAAGCUAAGGAGGAAUGCUGGGAAAAAGGUGAUGAAGCCCCAGAUAAGAGGAGCAAACUUGUUCCAGACUUGAAUGAUCUUACUGGAGAAGGAAAUAUCGAGAAUAUGCUUUCAGUUGAAAUGGGACUGAAGGAGCUUGCAUCUUUAAAGGUUGAGGAUGCUAUUGUGCAAGUAUUAGCCCAACAACGUCGUCCAAGUUCUGCUCGACAAUCUGUCUCAGAUAUUAAAUCACCAGGGGACCCGAAGUUCAUGGAAGCCUUUGAAUUAAGUCCAGAGGAGUCUGAGGAUGUUCUUUUCAAGGAGGCUUGGCUUACAUAUUUUUGGAGAAGAGCAAAGGCUCAUGGUAUAGAGGAGGACAUUGCCAAAGAACGUCUUCAGUUUUGGAUUGGUCGAAGUGUGCAUUCUCCUACCUCGCAUGAUGCUGUUGACGUUGACCAAGGACUUUUGGAGCUCAGGAAACUGGGGAUUGAACAUCGACUCUGGGAAGCAUCCAGGAAAGAAGUUGAUCACGAAUAUACUAUUGCACCAACAUUAACGACUUGACCUGAAAUUAAUGUUUAGUUAAUUUCCUUUCAUAGGUUUUUGACGUAUUAUAUACACGAAUGUUGGAUUUAAUCUUCCACUUACAAAUUUGCCUCACACAAUGGUGUUCAAGCGAGUUUAUCCCACGUCUAGCAUUAAGCUUUUUAACUACUUUUAUAACACUUUUCAACAAAAUUUAGGAUCUUAUGACACUCUAGUGCAUUUCAUUUACCCCUGUUUGGAUGAGGCAAAUAAUAUUGAUAGCCCGUCAGCACAAUGAGAUAACAUGCAAUAAUAUUUUCAACCA
Messenger RNA from Arachis ipaensis, 3240 nucleotides. NCBI's taxonomy places the organism in Eukaryota, Viridiplantae, Streptophyta, Magnoliopsida, Fabales, Fabaceae. The record is from RefSeq and is a predicted model, not a curated record.